Phoenix dactylifera (date palm) is the source of this 1975-nucleotide messenger RNA. Its product is annotated as arginine biosynthesis protein ArgJ family. Lineage: Eukaryota; Viridiplantae; Streptophyta; Magnoliopsida; Arecales; Arecaceae. The record is from RefSeq and is a predicted model, not a curated record. Gene Ontology annotation, molecular function: L-glutamate N-acetyltransferase activity, acting on acetyl-L-ornithine as donor; L-glutamate N-acetyltransferase activity, acting on acetyl-CoA as donor. Gene Ontology annotation, biological process: L-arginine biosynthetic process; L-ornithine biosynthetic process.
GAUCGCAUUUGUGCAAACGUUUGGCCGGUUUGGGUCGCGUCGUAAUUGGAAAUCGGACAUAUGGACUUCAGGUCAGUCUCCGCCGGACAACUUGCAGCGUCGCAUUCCCUUUUAUUCCGCCGCUCCCCAAAGCAGAGCUAGACAGUGGAAUAUAUGCCGCCGGCUCCCUCCACUCUCCGCUCCAGUACUCUGGUUGUCACUCUCAUCACUGUAGAGCCGUCGUCCCUCUCCUCAUCUUCGCCUUUGCUCCUAAGCUAAACACAAAGAAAGCCAAGAAGGGAUGAUCGACGAGAACAAGAGAGUCUUGGCUUCUUAACCCGAAGAACGAUCUCUCGUCCCCAAUUCUAUUUCUCCAACGACGACUUCUGAGAUGGCUUUUGCCCUAAAUCACCCGAUCUCCACCCGAGUUCCUGAAAUCCCUCGCUCAGAGAGCUGGAGCUUGUAUGGAUCUUGUUGGCGUCAAGCUAGGGUUUCCACUGUCAUCUGUUCGAAAACUGAUACAGCCUCUGGAUACAUUUCCGCGUCGCCGAUUCUUCUUCCCGAUGGACCAUGGAAGCAGGUACCUGGUGGUGUUACUUCUCCAAAAGGAUUCAAUGCUGCAGGCAUGUAUGGUGGGUUGCGGGCAAAAGGACAGAAACCUGACCUGGCUCUGGUGACAUGUGAUGUGGAUGCAGUUGCUGCGGGAACUUUUACUACAAAUAUUGUUGCAGCUGCACCAGUUGUCUACUGUAGGCAUGUACUUGAAACUUCCACAUUGGCACGUGCAGUAUUGGUAAAUGCUGGGCAAGCAAACGCUGCUACAGGUGAUGCAGGCUAUCAGGAUGCAGUAGAAUGUGCAAGCACUGUUGCUGAGCUUCUCCAAGUGAGACCAGAAGCAGUAUUGAUUCAAUCCACUGGUGUUAUUGGUCAAAGAAUAAAGAAGGGGGCUCUUCUUAAUUCACUCCCAGUACUUGUUAAUUCACUAUCAUCAACUGUUGAGGGAGCAGAGUCUGCGGCUAUAGCCAUUACUACCACUGACCUUGUAAGCAAGAGUGUAGCUGUUGAAACUGAGGUUGCAGGGGUGCCAAUAAGAAUAGGGGGAAUGGCAAAGGGUUCUGGUAUGAUUCAUCCAAAUAUGGCAACAAUGCUUGGUGUGGUAACAACCGAUGCGCUUGUGACAAGCAAUAUUUGGAGAGAAAUGGUGCAAAUGUCAGUGAACAGAAGUUUCAAUCAAAUAACAGUAGAUGGAGAUACAAGUACCAAUGAUUCUGUUAUUGCUUUGGCUAGUGGAAUGUCUGGCUCAGCCAAAAUUUCUUCACUUAAUAGCUAUGAAGCUCUUCAACUACAAGCAUGCUUGGAUGCAGUGAUGCAAGGUCUUGCAAAAUCAAUAGCAUGGGAUGGUGAGGGUGCGACAUGCUUAAUUGAGGUUUCUGUGACUGGUGCAAAUAAUGAGGCAGAAGCAGCAAAGAUUGCUCGCUCGGUAGCAUCUUCUUCACUUGUAAAAGCUGCUGUAUAUGGUAGAGAUCCAAAUUGGGGUCGCAUUGCAUGUGCUGUUGGCUACGCAGGUGUCCAUUUCAAUCCAAAUGAGCUUCACAUAUCCCUUGGAGAUAUUCCACUAAUGAACAAUGGCCAGCCACUUCCAUUUGACAGGGCUGUGGCUAGUAAUUAUCUCAGGCUGGCUGGAGAGGCCCAUGGGACUAUUGAAAUCCAUGUGUCUGUUGGAACUGGCCAAGGAAGCGGAAAAGCAUGGGGCUGUGAUUUAAGUUACGAUUAUGUCAAAAUAAAUGCAGAAUAUACUACAUAAGACUGAAGACUGCAUUUGCUCUUGUUUGCAUUGGAUUGACUUUUUAAUUCUAAACUGGAGAAAUGCUACCAACAAGCAGGGUCUGGCUGUCUUCUUAGACCCAUCCCAGAAACAUGAACAGAGGUAAAAAAUUCUCCUCCUUAUGAAACCGAAUUACUGGGAAUCGAUAAAAGCAGCCAUUAGUUCAUGUUA